CCUCCUCUCCCCUCACCCCUCCACUAUGGGCACCCCUCACUUUUAAAGCCGGGGCGGUCGCCCUUUGCGCCGCCCCGGGCGGGGGGGGGCACGUUGAAUUAAUUAAAAAUCGCUAUUUACGUGGUUAUUCAUUGCCCCGUUGCGGGCAUGUGAACAACCACCCCCACGCACACCGCCCCCCCCCUCCCCCUCCCCAGUCCCCCCCUCCAUCCAUCCCCCAGCGCCAUGCCGGCAGCUUGCACCCUGCUGCUGCUGCUGGGGUUGGGGCUGGUCCCGCCGGCCGGGUCGUUGCCCCUUGCUUCCCCUCGGCGUGUUCCUCCACCUCCUCCUGCUUCGUCCCGAAGCUGCUUUGGUCGCCCUUGCUCGCCUCCCGCCGCGGGACACGCCGGCAGCCCGGUCACUGAAUUCAACCAUCAGGCAAGAGGUUCGGACCUGCACGUGAGGACUUCUGGUUCUCUGGUGGAUGGUGUGGAGCUGGUGACAAUGCUGGCCAGGAGCAGGGUGGCCAGCAGCCCACUGCCUACCAGGCACGAUGCGGUGUUGGUGACAAGUGGGGCCACGGAGCACAUUGGUCCCCCCAGCAGCAGUGGGGAUGUCACCCCAGCAGGAGCAGGACCCCCAGCCAGCCCAUCUGCUGGGACAGCAGCUCAUCUGCUUGGCCACAAGCAUCUCCUUGCCUCUGGAAGCCAUCACCAUGCUGCUGGCAGCCAUGAGAGAGGCAAGAGGGCUCUGGCAUCUUCCAACACUCCUGAAGCUGCUGAGAGGAUGUCACUGGUUUUGGCAGCCGUGGGCACCAAUUCGGCCAAGAGGAUGCUGAGUGGGUACCACAGGACCUGGGAUGUGGCAGGCUUUGACAACACGACAGGGACGAUGCUGCUGCCUUCAUCUGUGGAGACUCAUCACCCAGGCACUGGCAACUCCUCUCAACUGGGUGGGCCAUCCAACAUCCCUUCCACUGACACUGCAGCCUCCUCACCCAGUCCCACGGGAAGUGGCAGGGGGAUGCUGCAUCCCCUCCCCAGCACCCCCCUCCCUGGCUCUCCAGGACAGCACCAGUCCUCUCCUCAGGCUCCCAGUUCCCAGACUGAUGUAAACCACAUCAUGCUACACCCCAGGAAUGUCACAGGGGACUCCACAAACCCCUUGCUCUCAGCAUCACCUGCUAUGGAUGGCGCUUUGGGAGCUGCUGGCAGCAGCAAUAUGACUGCAGAACACCCAAGGUCUGGGAUCCAAAGGGCAGCACCCAGCUCUGAUGCUCAACCCUUGGCCUCAGCACAGGAAGGUUUCUCCAGGCCCUCCACGGAACACUGGCUCAGCCCUUCUCGCCUGGCUUCAGAAAGCACUGCCGUGGCCCUUGGAAGCAGCUACCAAUCAUCCAACAUCUCAGCCAUGCAGAAGAGAGUUUCAGAUUUCCCCACCUCCAUUUCCACAACAGCCACCAAGGCUGGAGGGAGGACAUUAAGGUCUCUGCCAGCCAGCACCAGUACCUCUGGUACUGAAGUCACCAGCUCUUCAGACCAGAUCCAGUCCCUUGGGAUGUCUUUGGGAGCCCAGGGUGAUGUUGGCAGAGGUGCCACAGACCUGUUCCUCACGGGCUCACCGUCUGCCUCGGAAAGCACUUCUACGACCUUUAGUAGCAAUUAUGAACCCAAGAGCAUCCCAGCUGCAGAAGAAGGGAUGCUGCAUUCGGACGCCCACAGUGCUGACAAACCCAGCGUGGCACUGGGGACAUCUGGGUCCCCUGAAAAUGGCCAUACAGUGACAAGGGGCUCUGCCACCAGCUCCAACCCCGCCAGCUCUUUGGGGGAGACCUUCUCCUUGGGGACUGGGACACACCAUCCUUACAGCUCAAGGGAAGCCACUGGUGUCCCAUCACCUCCCGGGGAGCCUUGGAACACAAGCUCCCUCUCUGCCUCCAACAAUACUUCCAGAGGUGUCAGAAGCAGCCACCAACCAGUUAACAGCCCAGCGACAGAGAAAAAACCCCUUGCUUCCUCUCCCAGAAGUCGUUUUCUUUCACCCAUGGCCACUGGCAGCAGUGGGAGGCCUCCAAGGUCUGCCACAGGCAGUGGCAGGUGGGCAGCAGAGGUCUCUACGUCCAGCAGUGAAAUGUACAGGACCUUGGGCAGGGUCCAGUCCUCAGCAACAUCUUCUAUGAGAGAGACCUAUGGAGUCCACGGGUCCACAGAAAUCAUGGAUUUCACCAGGAGGGUGGCAGACCCUUUGCUAACACACUCUCGUUCUCCUUCAGAAGGUCCUGCCUCAGCUACUGGAAGCAGCCAUGUGUCAUUCAGGAUCCUGCCAGCUGAGAGAAGAACAGAUUUCCCCACCACCAGCACCUCUGUUUCUGCAACAGCUGCCAAAGGUGGAGGGAGGACAUUAAGGUCUCUUCCAGCCAGCACCAGGCUGGCCCAGACAACAGAGAUUUCCACCACUGGUACCAAAACCAUCAGGUCUUCAGAUCAGACCUGGUCCUCUUUGGGAGCCCAGGUUGGUGGUGGCAGAGGUGCUGCUGUGUCAUCCAUGGACCCAUUGCUCACAGGCUCUCUGUCUGCUUUGGAAAAUGCUCCCCAAGAAAAAGGGACCUCAGCUACAGGAGGACACUUGCCCCAUGCUCUUCUCACCAGCACGCCCAGCUCAGUAAUGGCCACCAGUGGUGGGAAGAGGACUAUGGUGCCCAUGUCAGACUCCCAUGGAGCAUCCAGCAUGGCAGGGAGCUCUGUUCCUGCUUCCCCCCACACCAGGUCCUUGGAUAUGGUCCUUCCUAUAUCCUCAUCAUCAUCAGAGCCUGGCAGGCAGAGUGAUGUUUCACAGAGUGAUGCUGGACUUGGUGAGCCUGCAACAAAGCCUCUUCCUUCAUUUCCUCCUGGUAUUUCAGUGCCUUCACCUUCUCCAAGUGCUUCAGAGAGAGGAAAAGGAGUUUCCGGUGCCCCUGCUGAUACCACAUACACUUUGACUGCACUCUCCAGCCAUGAAGAGGGGACAUCUCAGGCUGCUGUUAGGCAUGGCACAUGGAGCACGGCAGCAGCAAGCCCCACGUCUCACCCAGACACAGCCAGGCAGCCCCGCACCGGCCCCCUCCUGUCCUCUGUGGCAUGGCCUGGGACAGUAGAUGUCUUGUCUGGUCAGAACCCAGAGCCUGGGGUCACCCUUUCAUCCAGGGUCUUCACGUACUUCUCAGCUGCUGGUGAACCUUCCACUGUGGGCAGCAGCCAUCACUCCCUAAGCAGCUUGAGUGCCAAGGAAAGGAUGUCCAGCCCCAUCGCUGAUCCUGCCUACAGUUCAUCCACAUCUGCUGGUGAUGGGGAGCAGACUGUGCCCUCAGAUGGUACACUGGCUGGUGGCUCCUACUCUGAAACCCCCAGGUCUCCAGGGCUGGAUGAGCUGGUCCUGGUGAAGCAGAGAGGGAUGGCCAACACCUCCACCACCCAUGGGGGCUUGGCAGUGGAGACACUCUUUGUACAUUCUUCCAAGAGACCCACUUCUUCUUUCCAAAGCGACCUCACCAGCUUUUCAAGUAGCCAUCAGCCAGUCAGUAGCAACGAUGCUGAGAAAAGGACCUCAGUUUCUCAUACUGAUGGCACAUAUAUUUCAACCACAUAUACCAGAGGAGGAGAAAGGACUCUCCUGUCUAUCUCAAAUAGCAGCACCUCUGCUGACUCCUCGGAAAGUUCCACCUUUUUUUCUGAAAUUUCCAACCCUUCUGAUUCAUUGAAGUCUUCUGUGGCACAGGACAGAAAGAGGAAUGUAUCCAGGGAUGGCAGUUUUGUUGAACCAUCUACAGAGCCGUUGUUGGUGCACUCUUCCAAACUGUUGACUUCUGCGUCUGCAGGCAGCACACCCAAUACAACUGUCUCCAACACCAACCCUGAGUUGUUGACCACUGGCAGAUCAUCUCUAUCUUCGUCAGCAUUUCCAGCCUCUUCCUCAGUGUCAUCACUGCAUCACUUGCUGUCAGCAACACCAACACCAACUUAUUUGUUUACAUCAUCAGAGUCACCUGAGCCACUCUCAUCCUCUGUGAUGGCAUCUUCACCCCCUCUGCAGGCUUUGUCAUCCUCCUUGCCCACUUCCUCGUUGCGUUCCCCAUCUUAUUCGUUAGCAUCCUUGCUGCCUCUGUUUUCGUCAACAUCAUCAGCCUCACAGUCCAAUGACAGUGAUCAACCAAGCACCUCUAUAGCUACGACUGUGGUCAGACAGGUUCCCUCCACAGCUGCUGUGGCUGGGAGCUCACCAAGAGGGACCAACAAGCACAGUGUCACACACCAGCCCCAAAACAGCACCACCUUCACCUCUACCAGGUCUCCUUCUUCCACAGAGCCCAUGGAGCAGCUUGGUGGACCCAUUGUGUCCAUGUCUGCUCCCAUGACAGUGACAGAGACUGCCCCCCCCAGUGGCACCACUGCCCAACGGGGCAGCUUCGGGAAGGUAACGCUGUUGCCCACGACGUCUGGUGGUGCCCCGUGGGUUCAGCCAACAGAUGCCCCCCUUAGCUCCUCACCAACAAACCACAGUGUCACUGUCCCUGUGGUGGCACUGACCACGGUGAACCCUUCUGUGCUGACAACACCAGCCAGUCGCUGGCCAACCCCAGGUGCUGCUAGUACCACAAAAGCCCACGUCACUCAAACGCCUGCUGUAACUAAGCACGGGUCUACCACUGGCGAAAGCACAGAAGCUGUGAAUCCCACCACUGCAAGGCCUGGUAAAGAGGAAAACAUCCCUGUUACAAAUCCUUCUGAAGUCCCUCCAGCCAGCACUGUGAGCAUUGCAACCACUUCAGCUGCUACCAAACCAACCACUGUUCCUCUGCCAAGUAGCACAACUGGGCUGAAGACAACGUCUCCAGCAACAGAAGUGGAUAAAUGUCUUUCCAACCCUUGUCCUGCACUGGCCACCUGCAACAACACGCAUGGCUCCUAUAUCUGUCAGUGUCCUCUUGGAUAUGAGCUGGAAAAAGGAAAGUGCAAUUUAGUGAGAAUAUUUAUUGGCCAGGUGCCCCUGAAACUUAAUGUUACCCAUGGGAAGUACACGGAUCUCCUCCACGUUGAGAGUGAAAUCCUAGCAAUGCUCAAUGCAUCACUGUCGGGCUUGCCAGGGUAUCACCACUCCACAGUUAAGGCGAGCAGGGAGGCAAAUUUUGUGCAUGUUUCAGUGCAAUCCACAUUCUCUUUAGCAUCCAAUGUGACUUUCUACGAUGUUGUCAGCAGUGUGAAAAGCUACAUUCGAGCCUGCAAAGCCCCCACCGAUGCCUGCCAGUUCAUCUCCAGCCUCAAACCACUCCACAGAGUUGGCAGCUUGUGCAAGCAGAAAGACCCCGAAUGUGACAAGGAAACGUCGGAAUGCACUGACUUUGAUGGGGUUGCACUCUGCCAGUGCAAAAGUGGGUACUUCAAAUACAACAAAAUGGACCACUCCUGCAGAGCUUGUGAAGAUGGAUAUAAGCUGGAAAACGAGACCUGUGUGAGCUGCCCAUUUGGCUUAGGUGGCUUCAACUGUGGAAACCCGUAUCAGCUCAUCACUGUGGUGAUCGCGGCUGCAGGAGGGGGACUUCUGCUUAUCAUGGGCAUAGCACUGAUUGUCACCUGCUGCCGGAAGAAUAAAAAUGACAUAAGUAAACUCAUUUUCAAGAGUGGAGAUUUCCAGAUGUCACCGUAUGCUGAAUAUCCAAAGAACCCCCGAGCACAGGAGUGGGGCAGAGAGACCAUCGAGAUGCAGGAGAAUGGAAGCACCAAGAACCUGUUGCAGAUGACAGAUGUGUAUUAUUCGCCAACUGGACUGAGAAAUCCCGAACUGGAAAGAAAUGGACUUUAUCCUCCCUACACUGGUUUGCCUGGAUCUCGACAUUCAUGCAUCUACCCUGGACAAUACAAUCCAUCCUUCAUUAGUGAUGAAACCAGAAGAAGAGACUAUUUUUAGUGAGGAGUGGAGAGGGAGUGGAAAACUGAUGGACCUUUGUCACCCUUAAUCCCCAGGUACAAUCUAUCUCCUGGGUAGUUCAAACAUACAUCAUUCUUACUCUUCCCAUUUAACAGGAAGGACUUUGAACUCCAUGCCAAGCACAGCUGCCCUGAGGAAAAGUUACACUUGCUGAGCAGCAGAGAGAAGGAGAAAAUGGCUCAAGGUGCAUAGCAUUCAAAAACCCAGAUAGAAGUUAACACGUGCUCUGAAUUUGUUCUGUGCUGCUUCCUCACCCUUUACACUACAUGGCAAGCAGGGAUCAGCACAGGCAGAUGAACUCUGCCCAGCACUCUGGGAUCGUUUUGUUUACAGAUCUUGUUCACUGUUGAUUGUGCUUCUCUUCCUUGAUGGUCUUCAUGCAAAGAUUCACUGUGCAACAGCUUUUGGCAGGAAAAAUUUGUCCACUCCCCUUUUACAUCUCUGCAUUGCUUCCUUCUUUGUACAUGAUAGGGAAGCUGGCUUGUCCUCUGGCCCUCACCCUCCUACUAGAAGUUCUGUGGAUGUCUGGGUCCUUGCUGAAGCCUGGAGCCUGGCAGAGUUGGCUGAAUUCAUGGGUUGAUUCUCUCUGGAGAGUACAGAAAAGUUAGACAUACCACUACAAUUUUUAAUUGAAAAAAGGCACACUUGAUCCUAUGUACCACUUUGAAAACUUCCUGUACAUAGGGAGGAGUCCAAGUACGUUGUUGUUUUUGUGAGCCAGAGUUGUUCAGAAGUGAUGCCACUAAAGAUCUUCACAGUGCUUCAUUAUAGGGUCUUAUGGGGCUCUGUUAACCUGCCAGGAUUUAAAUGCCUGUGGUAACAGCAAUAUAGUGUUAAAUAACUGCUCACAGGAAAGAAAAAGAUGAGCUGGGGAUUCAGUAUGCUCCUUAUGAGGAAUCUGAGAAGGAACAAUAAUGCUAUAGCCCUGGCUGGGCAGUGGAACCUAAAUUCUGGGCAUUGCAAGUGGGACAUAGUUUUCAAGCCUCCACAGCCCGUCUUGACUUCUGUAGGAGCUGUGGAGGCUUUCAUUACAUUGGAAAACAUAGCAACUGCUCUCAGUUGCAUUAAAGGAAAAAAAAACCAUCUUGCUUUCUGUCCUAGUGCAGCAAAGAUCACUUGUGUUGAAGUGUUUUGCUUUCUGCUGUGUUAGUUUCAAGUGAUUCAUCCCAGGUAGGUUUCCUUACCUAGGUGUGUUAAGUCAUAUUAACAACCUCAGAAAAAGCUAAAGAAUGUAAGCUAUUCCAUUGCUCACCCAAGAUAAGAUUGAAAGCUCAUGGACUGUAUUCUGACCUGAAAUGGGUGUUGAAGGAGAUCUCAUUCAUGCAGUGUACAUACCACUUAUCUUCACUGCAGUCACCCAAACCCUUUCCAGAUACAGGGUCCAGAUACAGAGCCUGCCUUUGCAUGUAACUGUGCUUUUAAUUCAAGGUGGAUGCUUGUAUGAGGAUAUCAAAUAGCACAAAUCCUUCCUUAGCCAUCAAUCCACCAUCUCUGUAGCAUGUACAUAUGCUAGUUUCACUGAAGAGCACAUACCCUCUGAUAUUCCCUUCUCUGCCCUGCUUGAAAAGACACAGAGUCUACAAGUAAGUUUGUGCUGUAGCUCAGCUCACUGGAGCACUGAAGACCAUGGGAUGCACUCCCCAAAGUGCCUAACACCAGUGAGAAUAGCAGUUCAGAGGCUGACAUGUUGUGUGGUUGCUGACAGAAGGCAAAGUUGAGGUGAUGAGAAGCCCUCCAUCAGGGAGCAGGUACUGGCGUCCUACAGGUGGUGUGAAUAACUUCAUCCUUUCCCAGCACUUUGAAGGCUGUUGUGUUCCCUAUCAAAAGUGAGCAACAGAUACCCAGGUGAAGGGCAGCUAACACUAGGCUGUCUUUAGCUAGGUGGGCCAAGAAGUUUCUGUUCCCUGCUCACAUUUGCUUCUGUUUUCUUGAAACUGCAAGGCAGGAAGGGUGCUGCAAAUGGGCUUGAGAAGAUAUAGUUUGGUGCCCCAGCCAUAGCACACAAACACUGGCUUUUUAGGUCUCAUCCCUGGAGAAAAACAGAUCUUUAUGGAUGCCUAGGGCAGUAUGCUUUGCACUUUUAACAUGAUCUUUUUGGCACCAACAUGUGCCACUUCAUUCCUUUCUGAUCCAUAAUUGGUCUCACAGGUGACAGUAUACAGCGUAUCUCAACUGUAGGGAGGAAAUUAAUGGGUGCUUAGGAGAAGUACAGUUACCAAAGCAGCUAGAUCUGUGGAAAAGUCAAGUUACAGUACCCAAAACAGUGUAGCAGAUAGAGCACUGGAGGUAGCUGUACCCUGCCAUGCUGAUCAAUGUUGCCAGUCCAUGAAUGAUGUUCCUCUCCCUUUUGUUUGCCACUGGUAUCUUAAUUGCACAGGGUCCACCGGAUGAUGUGAACUCACACGGAAGUUUGCAAGUAAUUUGUUUCAUUUCUUAAUGAUCUUCAGAUUCUUCUUAAUGCUGUAUUUGGAGUGAAAGGGUCACAGCAGGAUUAUCUAGGCAGUAAAACCUGGCCUUUUCCAAAAGAGAGAACUUAAUUGCACCAAAAUUUUCUCUCUGCGGGAGCAGGUAAAUAUUGGGAUACUUCUUACGAGAAUGUAUCCAUUGCAGUCUGACCUUCCUUUUAGCUUCAGUAGGAAAGGAAUCAUGGAGCCAAUGCAUGGUCUACAGAAUGAGGAAAAGGGUCUCCUGAUCUGUAGCAGCUUCUCUGGGUGUCCCAGGAGGCCCUGCUCAACAGGCAAUAGAGGAGCUGGGCAGGUGUCACCAUGGGGGUGAGGGCAGGUGCUUUCUCAUGUGGUGAUCCAGGAAGUAUUUAUGGAGCUGGGGGAUGCAGCCUGGGGUGAUUUCCUCCCCUCGGUCUCCACCAGCCCAGCCACUCCCCUGCUGCAAUGCUUCCAGCUUCACCCACGCCCUGCCAGCUCCCAGCACCCCUGGGGCAGGAGGGGUGCGUGCACUGUGGUGUGGUUUGCCACAGUUUAUGGAAGUUAUUUUACUGUGAUUAUUUACUACCACAUCCCAGCAGCAAUAUAGGCUUUCCGGGAGCAGCAAGGAUGGGACCUGUUGCUGUGCCUCUGAUAAAGGUGCCACCAGGAACCUAUGUGUCCACUCCCAUCUCUGCUAUAAACUACACAUCCUCUGGCAGUUGGGUGGGGUUUGUCACUCCUCUUGGAUGUGAGAGGGGCCUUUACAUGGCCUCAAGCCUCUUUCAAGUGUGGAUGACUUUCUGCUCAGUACCUAACUCCCUGUAGGGUGUCUAAAUAAAUGCUGCUUAUUUCUCACACUAUUUAGAUUACUUUUAGCUACCCCAAAUAGCAAUUCUUUUAGCACACUGGAUAUUUUUUUUUGCCAAGGGGAAUUGCUCUCUGCUCUCCAAGAGGAUAAGAUAGAAGUGGCAUGUUUCUUGUAAGGAAGAUGCAAGUGGUGCAGACAGAUAUGGGGAGAGGAAGAAAAAUUACACCAAUGCUGCACAGAAAUCUGCUCUUGCUCCUUGCUGCUGUGAAAGGCUAGGGAAGCAGUCAGCAAGGGACCAUGGACAGUUGUUGUGGGUGUAUUUUUGAUUAACUUUGGGAAAAAAUGCUAAUUCUGUUGUUUGACAUGAAAAUCUGUGGGAGGCACACAUUUGCUGCUACGGUGCUCUGCCAGUUGUGCUGACAAAAGCCCCUCACCCACAGAAAUGCCCCUGGCAGCCAGCCUGGGAGAGGCAGCCCCAGUGAACAAAGCAGCAAAUACACAAAUACACAGAAUUCAGGAAUCAGUCAAAAGAGAGGCUCAUACAUGCGGCCUUCCUGUCUCCCUGUCAUCUACUGCUGCUCAUUGUGGCUGGCCCUCCCAGCUACACUGGAAAAAUCACGGGCCUUUUGCAUACUGUUGAAACCUCACAGCACAGAACUGGGCUAUACGAGGAAAAGGAGUUUAUUUUUUACAUUUAAAGCAUUGGGUCUCACAGGAGCAAUGAAUCUUGCUGCUAUUGCAGCAUCUCCUGUCAGCCUCUCUGUCACAUACAUCUGCUGACCCCUUGUCACUAGCAUUCUAAAAGGUAUUUUCCUCCACACUGAGCAAUAGUAAUAGGCUUUUGAAAAGCAGCAGUAAGUUGCAGUUAGAGAACAGUGUUUGUCAUGGUGAAAUUGUUUCUGCCAGUUGUUUGCCAGGACCUGAGCCAACAGCAGAGCAGGUUUGGAUGUUGCUGCAGACACAUUGAGUGCUACCCCAGGACUUGUCUCUAAUGCUGGUCAAUGGCCGUGUCCAUUCCAAAUCCAGCUGGACUUCCUACUCCCUCAUAUUGAUGCUUAAUCUUUAGUGUUCUUCCUUAGAUUAAAAACAACAGAUGCAUUUUCCUUGCAUUUGUCAGCAUAGGAAGAGUAUUUUUUUUCCUCUUUGCACACAAAGGACCAAAACCAGCAUCCAUUAUAGUGACUGGGGUAACUCUCCCAUGGACUAUAGUAGAAGGUUUUUUGGGGGGCUGAAUUAUUCUACCACCAGGGUCACCUGUGUGUAGUACAUGCUUUGCCAUGGCUCUGUGUUGUACUUAUUUCUGUGACACUGUUGCUGCCUUUCCAUAUUGUGUUUCUUUUUUAAAAGUGUACUUAUCACUGUAGCAGGACCUGUGUUAUGUGAGAUUGUGCAACAGACAGGUUCAAGAUCUGAAACACCUUCCUGCAAAGAGAAUUAAUGUGAAUUUUGUGUAGCUGUUUUACUGGUCAGCCAACUUGUUUCCUUUUGUGUAAGAUCUAGGGAUGUGGAGGUGCUUUCUGCAGUCACAGAUAAGAACUCCACUGCAGCUUGUCCCUUCAGAAAUGAAGAGCUCUCAGUUUCAAAUGACAUAUGCACUGUGUGCUGGUAAGAUUUCAGAAGCUUUGCAAUGUGUAUUUAAGUCUUCAUUCCAUUGAACUGCUGGAAUUGAAAAGGAGGACAGAAAUCCAUGAAGGGAAGGGGAAAAAAGGAAAAAAGGAGUAUGCUUGUUUUACAGAAGUGAAUGUCUAAAGUGUGGCUUCUGUAUUUCAAGGUCUGCUUUGUGUUGCCUAAGUAUAGUUGCCUUGUUGGGGGAAAACUUAGAGAAGGUGCUUGAUGUUCCUCAAAAGUAGUAUGUAAAUGCUAAGUCCCUGAGUCUUUUAGUCUUCUAAAAUGCUAGAAGGGAUGGGAGUCUUGUUUGGGUCAAUGACUGCAGCAGGCAGUCCCUAGCUCUGCAAAAUCUUAUAUGGAAAAGUCUUGUAGAACACAGUUAAAACUCAUUACUUUUCUUGAACAAUGCCAUAGAUUUCACCUGACAUAAAAGGUCUCAAAAAAAAUCUGCUAGAAUGUGUUUGCUGUAA
This is a messenger RNA of Calypte anna (Anna's hummingbird), 11249 nucleotides long. RefSeq names its product heart development protein with EGF like domains 1 (gene HEG1). The coding region runs from base 226 to 5919 and encodes 1897 amino acids. The record is from RefSeq and is a predicted model, not a curated record. Gene Ontology annotation, biological process: heart development. Gene Ontology annotation, molecular function: calcium ion binding. Lineage: Eukaryota; Metazoa; Chordata; Aves; Apodiformes; Trochilidae. The transcript is spliced from 23 exons.